AUGUGUUUGGGAACUCUUACUUUUACCAUAUUUAUAAGGUAUAUUCAUUUUGAGAUUUUUAAACUUUCACGCAUACUUAAUCAAGCAUAUUCUUAUCAAAUUUUAUUAGACUUAAUAGGAGAAUUUUCAGUAGUAUUAUGUACACUUUAUAACAUAUAUUUUUCUUUAAUAUCAUUAAACUUAUCAGAAGUAUUAUCAGAUAAAGAAACUAUAGGAUCUUUAAUAUGGGUUCUUGUAUAUUCUACAAAAAUUAUUUUUGUAAAUAAUCAUUGUACUAAAUUCUACCAUGAGAUAGAAGUAACAGCAAAUUUGCUUCGAGAAAUAGAUAUUUACUACUUAGAUAAUUCCAUUAGAAAUGAGGUGCAACAAUUUUUAUUACAAAUUUUUCUUCAUCCUUUAAAAUUUAUUGCUGGUGGUUAUAUUCUUAACAACAAGUUAUCAACAAUGAUUUUUGGUGGUAUAAUGACUUUUUUGGUUGUAUUGGUACAAAUCAGUUCGUCACCAAGUAUGAUGAAGCCUUUAAGCAGUAGUGCGAUCAUUGAAGAUUAA
Messenger RNA from Apis laboriosa (Himalayan honeybee), 549 nucleotides. RefSeq lists its product as uncharacterized. Gene Ontology annotation, cellular component: membrane. Gene Ontology annotation, biological process: sensory perception of taste. NCBI's taxonomy places the organism in Eukaryota, Metazoa, Arthropoda, Insecta, Hymenoptera, Apidae. The record is from RefSeq and is a predicted model, not a curated record. The coding region runs from base 1 to 549 and encodes 182 amino acids. The transcript is spliced from 5 exons.